AUGUACGCAUCCGAGUAUGCCGACUCCGAAAAUGUGCUUGGCAAAUACACAGUGUUGAUAAUUCCGAAAACGACAGUCGGCGACAAAGUCAAGAUAUUGCUCAAAAUGCACCAUGAAUUCUAUGCAGAAGCGGAAUUGAUUGAAGUAUUGAACAAGGGUCUGCGAGAGAGCAAGAGGAAUGACCGCAUGAUACUAUGUAAACACUUUCAGGAAUGUAAUGGAUGUCAGCUACAAAUGCUAUCUUACCCUGAGCAAUUGUUGUUCAAACAAAAUGUAAUCAAAAGGGCGUAUCUGUUAUUCUACCCAAAUUUGAAAAUCGAACGCGAGUUGGGGAUUGUCAAUCCUUCACCACUUCAGUAUUCAUAUAGAACGAAGCUUACGCCACACUUUGAAGUACGAGAUGGAAAAUGUACAAAGUUGGGGUUUCAACAUGUAAAUAACAGAGGGAAAAUUGAUGUUGAAAGUUGUCCCAUUGCCACUGUUGAAAUCAAUGAUAAACUACAACAAGCAAGAAGUAAGUACCUUCGGGGCCCACCAAUGAAGCAACUUACAUUGAGACAGAGUAUGCGAGUUGACCACAAUACUGGAGAGUUUUAUGAGACAGCAUUAGAAGGGCAGUCAAAAGUCACUACUGAAAAGAUUGAGGAUUUCAUAUAUCAAUUUGAUUCCAAUUGUUUUUUCCAAAAUAACAACUCAGUAUUGCCCUCGGUUUUGGAUUAUAUACGUUACCAUAUGAAACAGUUGACAUCUCCUGUCGAAAAUGUGGUUGACACAUAUUGUGGUGUCGGUUUCUUUGGUAUUGCCUUGUCCAACUUUCAUGAGAAAUUGAAUGUAUUUGGGAUUGAAAUCAGUGAGUCAAGUAUCAAAUAUGCAAACCAUAAUAUGAAGCUAAAUGGGCUUUACCCGGAACGAACAAAGUUUAUUUUAGGAGAUGCCUCAAACAUAUUUGGUAACGAGGAAUUCAAAAAAAGUGGCAUUAAAGGCAGUGGAAGCGUGGUAAUUGUUGAUCCUUCAAGAAAGGGUUCAGAUGAAAUGUUUUUGAAACAACUUUUGGAAUUUGAACCAGAUAUGAUUGUUUAUGUUAGUUGCAACGUAUUCACGCAAGCUCGAGACUUGGCCGUUUUUGAAAAAUUGCAAGGUGAGAACCAAAAGUAUAGAGUUGAGGAUGUUGUCGGCUUUGACUUUUUCCCGCAAACAAAACAUGUUGAAUCCGUUGCUAUAUUGAAAAGAAAUUUAUGUACAUAG
This is a messenger RNA of Lodderomyces parapsilosis, 1245 nucleotides long. RefSeq lists its product as uncharacterized. Gene Ontology annotation, molecular function: tRNA (uracil(54)-C5)-methyltransferase activity, S-adenosyl methionine-dependent. The record is from RefSeq and is a predicted model, not a curated record. Lineage: Eukaryota; Fungi; Ascomycota; Pichiomycetes; Serinales; Debaryomycetaceae. Gene Ontology annotation, biological process: tRNA processing. Bases 1 to 1245 code for a protein of 414 amino acids. The transcript has a single exon.